Messenger RNA from Glycine soja, 719 nucleotides. Its product is annotated as histone H3.2. Gene Ontology annotation, molecular function: structural constituent of chromatin; protein heterodimerization activity; DNA binding. The transcript has a single exon. Gene Ontology annotation, cellular component: nucleosome. Lineage: Eukaryota; Viridiplantae; Streptophyta; Magnoliopsida; Fabales; Fabaceae. The coding region runs from base 101 to 511 and encodes 136 amino acids. The record is from RefSeq and is a predicted model, not a curated record.
AAUACCCAUUUAUUUCUCGCAGUUUCAAAUUUUCUUUUCCUUCACUUUCCCGAGAAAAAAAUAACACUUUUCACUUUCUUCACUACGUUCUCACUUCGAUAUGGCUCGUACGAAGCAAACCGCUCGCAAGUCCACCGGUGGCAAGGCGCCACGUAAGCAGCUCGCCACCAAGGCCGCUCGGAAGUCCGCUCCGGCGACCGGAGGAGUGAAGAAGCCCCACCGCUUCAGGCCGGGAACCGUGGCGCUGAGGGAAAUCAGAAAGUACCAGAAGAGCACCGAGCUUCUCAUCAGGAAGCUUCCAUUUCAGAGGCUCGUGAGAGAAAUCGCGCAGGAUUUCAAGACCGAUUUGCGUUUCCAGAGCAGCGCUGUUUCCGCGCUUCAGGAGGCUGCUGAGGCUUACCUCGUUGGGUUGUUCGAGGACACUAACCUCUGCGCGAUUCAUGCUAAGAGGGUUACCAUUAUGCCCAAGGAUAUCCAGCUUGCACGCAGGAUCAGAGGCGAGAGGGCUUAGAAACAAGGUUGAGAGGUUUGGGUGUUAGGUGCUUAGGGUUAGGGUUCUGGUCUUGAAGGAUGUGUUUGGGAGUUUGGUUGUAGGAAUCCUCUCCAUCUGUGUGUUUAUGUGGAAUGUGAAAUGUGAAUCUCUUUGCUUUUGUAAUUAUAUUGUGUUACUAUGAGGAGUUAAUGAAAAUGCUAUGGUUAUUGAAGAAAAUUGUUACUAA